CCAUAGUUAAGAAAAUAUUUAUAUAUAUAUAUGUACAUGGAUUGUCACUCUAUUUCUUAUCAAAUAUAUGUUAGCCUGUAGGAAGUAAGAUAAAAAUACCACUUCCUUUGGUUUAUUUAGAUAUGGCCUGAAGAAUAAUUUCUUGAUUUAGUGCUUGUAAAUUCAAACGAUCAUAUAAUAUAUAUAAAUAUCAACUAGUUAUAGGGUUUCUGUAUAAUUGUUCAAACAGUGUGGUGUAUUUGUGAAUUAGUAAUUAAAUUUUAAAAUUCAUAAAGAAUUGCAUACCAAAGAAACUUCAAGGAAUAUGUGUUUAUAAUUCGAUGAGACAUAAUGACUAACAAACUUGCUUUUAAACAUAAAAAUUCAAUGGCUUUAAACGAAAAAAAAAUGAUAUCAGAAGAAAGUGGAUCAAAAAGUUCUUAUUUAUAUUCUAAACCAUUUAGAAUACCAACUUUUUUAAUUAUUACAUGUUGCAUUUUUUUGGGAUAUUGGUUUAUCAUGUGCCCAUUAAUAUGGGCAUUAUUGUGCCACUCAUCUUUUAUUACUCAUGCUUGGCCUAAAUUCUGGUCCAUUAUAUUUUGGAUAGUAGCAUUAAUAAUUUGGAUUCUUAUUAUGAUAUUUUUAAUAAGUAUUUGGAAAUGCAUAAAAGGUAAACAUAAUAUUAAUGUAAAAAAAAGAUCAUAUGGAUCAGACAGCACAAAUUAUCCUUCACAAUCAUUAGGAGAAGAUAUUCAACCAAUGAUAGCUAAAGAUAAAAGCAAUGAUAAAACAUCAAUUGAUUUUGAUUUAUCAUCAAAAGAUUAUGAUAAGAAAAGUAUAAAUAAUUCCAAAGCAACUGACAAUACAAUCCAGAAAAAUUCAAAAAGAAAACGUGAUCUUCCACCUUUAGUAAUCCACAGAAAAAUGUCAAAAAACGACAUUGAAAAUGUUAAUAUAGUAACUACAGAAAAAUCACCAAAAAAAGAUGAAGAAUUACAAAUUGAGGAUAUACAAGAGACUAAUGUUAAUAGAAAUUCUAUAAAGAAUUAUUUGAAAUUAGUAACAGUCACUCCAUUGGAAGAAAAUAAAAAUAUUAUAUCACCAAAAACACCAAUGUCUCCAAGAGAUUUAUUUUUUAUUGAUUUGAUAAGAGAGGCAGAAAAAGCCGAGAAAAAUAAAGAAAGUGAAAAAGAAGAUUUAAGUAAGAGACGUUGGUUUCUUCCAGAGCAUACAAUACCAUCAAUUAUAGAUUCUAUUGAUAGUAAAACAAAUAAUUCUGAUAGUAAAAAUAGUAAAAAAGAUGAUUCUGAUAAAGAUAAUAAAGAUGAUGGAAAGCAAGUUGAGAGAGAAUUGAAUUAUUUUAUUGCAGAUAUAGAAAGCCCGAAAAAUGAGAAAACUGAAAUAUUUAUAGAAAUUAAUAAAACUUUAGAAACUGAUAGCAAAAAAGAAUCUAUAGAUCUUUGUACAGUUAAAAUGAAUGAAAACAAUCCUAUACUUGCAUUUGAAAAUAAAUUUGCAGAAAAAGAUGGUUUAAAAGAAAAUAGAAACAUGUAAAAUGUAGAUUCAUUUAUUUGUAGAUUUUUAUUUUUAGUUUUAUAAUCAAAAUUAAAUUUAUUAUAAUUAUUUAGAAUAUGUAAACAUGCAAAGAACAUAAUAAAGCAAUUAAUUAAGUGAUUCCAAAUGAUAUAUAUAUAUAUAUAUAUAUAUAUAUAUAUAUAUGUAUUUUGGAUUUUUUAUAAGCAGAUCCUUAUUUAAAGCUAUGAUUUACAAAAGCAUAUUUAAAAAUAUUAAUUUACUCUAAAUAUUAACUUAAUGUGACUAUUUAAAUAAUCAUACACAAGUAAAUAAUGUUGAUCUAAUAGAUAUAAGUAAGUUUGAAUUAACAACAUGGUGUCAGCAUUCUCUUUUAUUUCAGAUGAU
Vespa velutina is the source of this 1899-nucleotide messenger RNA. RefSeq lists its product as uncharacterized. The coding region runs from base 331 to 1533 and encodes 400 amino acids. The record is from RefSeq and is a predicted model, not a curated record. NCBI's taxonomy places the organism in Eukaryota, Metazoa, Arthropoda, Insecta, Hymenoptera, Vespidae. The transcript has a single exon.